Molecule: messenger RNA, 2637 nt
Organism: Oreochromis niloticus (Nile tilapia)
Lineage: Eukaryota; Metazoa; Chordata; Actinopteri; Cichliformes; Cichlidae
Product: snRNA-activating protein complex subunit 1
Exons: 1
Coding region: 719-1816 (365 amino acids)
Biological process (GO): snRNA transcription by RNA polymerase III; snRNA transcription by RNA polymerase II
Cellular component (GO): snRNA-activating protein complex
Molecular function (GO): sequence-specific DNA binding
Source: RefSeq, a predicted model, not a curated record
AGUCAGAUUACUGUGGUGUGCUUGUAAUAUUUUAAUCCAGCAUGUUUGGAAAGAAAAAAACAACAGAAUAAACCAAAAUCAGAUUUUACCUGGAUUUUACUUGCUGUAGUAGCACAUAAUCAAAAGGUCACUGGUGCAUCAUUUCUAAGUGAUUAUCAGCAAGAAAUGUCAAUUUACCAACCAAAAGCUGGUUCGCUUCCUGAUGCUCUUGCCUGGACUCGGCCUCGCCUCUCUAACAUUGGUCCAAAACCACUAAAUCUGAGCUGUCCCUCUGAUAAGCUUCUAUCUAAUCUUGUCCACCCUGGUUACUCCCAGUCUUAUCAUUUUCAGUUCUGCCAUGUCCAGCUCACCCUCCUAUCUUUUUGCCAGUACAACUCCAUGCUGGUCCUACUCCUGCCUACCUACCUGUAUGGCAUGAGGUUCCCAUAGCACUGCUUUACUCUUACAAAAUGUCAUAAUAAAGGAAAUGUUAAGUUUGUCAAAAUAAGCUGUUAUUAAGAAAAAUCCAACCUCUCAUUGUGCAAAGUCAUCCCCUGGGCCAAUUUAGGGCCCAGUAUGUUUGAUGCACCUGGUUUAAAUGGUUUUUACUUGGUUCAUCCUGCCACUAGUGGGCGCUCCUGCUUGGUAAUUUGCCAUCAAUGCACUACACCUGCUUUGACCACAGCUUACUUGUGGAGCAGCCAGCCUGAGAGAUUCUCUGUGGGUUUUGGAGGACACGAUGCCUCGUUUGCCGUGUAUUUACUCAGACUUCUUCUAUGGCCCUCUGACUGAAGAUGUGGAGGAGCUACUGGGGCGCUUCCAGCAGAUAGACUCGGUCAGGUAUGAGGAUUUUUCAGCCCUCUGGAGGGAGAUGGGCUUCUCCGAUCUCUUCAUUGGCACCAUCAAUGCGGGUGAACUGAAGCGGCUCUGCAGGGUGACUCUGGCCACAGCUGUAAAGUACUUCCUACCUCCAUACAGCUACCAGAUCCGAGUGGGGGGCUUGUACCUGAUGUUUGGUUUCUACCACACGCAGCUUGCUGAACCACCUGUGAUGAUCCGGCUCGCUCUGAGAGACUGGACCCACGUGCAAGCCUUCCUCAAGGAAUCUGUAGAAUCCGACCAUCUUGAUGUAGUUUAUAUCUACAAGAAGCUUGUGGCAUCCAAAGCCAUCCACUACACGGCCAUGCCGCAUUUUCUGACCUUCCAGAAGCAGCAGAAGCCAAAGAAGGAACAUGUGUGCCCUGAGUUUCUGAGCAGGACAACCGCGGUGCGCGAGCUCAUCACUGCAGACACCCUGGAGGAGAUAGCCAACCUCCAGAGCCUGUACGAGAAGCUGAAGGAGACCACCAAGGAGGUGGGUUCCCAGAUCACCAUGACCCACAGAGACUUCACCUCAGGCCUCAGAGACUGCAUGUCAGAGUUCAUCACCUGGCAGAACAAAACUUUCACCUCAGAGCUACUCAAAGACAAGAAGGAAAGAGAUGAAGAAGAGGAGGAGGAAGAAGAAGAGGAGGAGGAAGAUGAGAAGGAGUCCUGCAGCAAGAGAGCGAGGCUUCUGUCCUCCAUCAAGCAGAAGAGCUACAGCAAUGUUCAGAAGGCGCCCAAGUCCAGGAGGCACCGGCAGGGUGAGCCAGCAGACUCGUCCAGUUCGGGGCCUGAGCAGGUCCAGCGGGUCCCACAGAAAAAAAGACCUCCUUCUCUCCGGGCCCGGACCCGGAAGAACCUCGGGGUGAAACAGGAGGACAGCAACCUGCCACCCUGGCUCCUGAGUGCUCCUGAGCUGGAGGACGGAGUGCCAGUGAGGAGGACCAACCAGGCAGAGCCCUACAGGAUGUGAAGGAGGAGAGAAGAUCAUUAAAAUCAGUUAAUCUACUGUGUUUGUCACUGUUCAACUGGAAUAAGUUAAACUAUAAAUAAAUGUUUUUGUUAUAGCUAAAAAAAAAAAAUCAUAAUUUGAAAGGCUUCAAUAUAUCUAAAAUAAUUUUUCUAUACAUUUUCAAAGCUAAAAUUAGAAACCAGUUAACUGUGUUUUGUGUUAAUUUAAUGAUAAACUGUUGCAGGUCUGAAUCCUUUUGUAAUCCUUAAUGAAUCAAGUGGAAAUAGAAAGAGAGAAUAAUAUAAUAGGUACCACCUUUGCAAUGGGGAAAAAAUAAAUGAGGAGGAAACUUUUAUCAUAGUUAAAAUUAGGUUAUAAGAAUUGUAAAAUGACCAAAUUUUGUCUUUUUUAUUUGAUUUAGCCUGUUUUUGUGUUACUAAGCCAGAUUUAUUCAAAGUUUUAAGGACCACAUUGUAACCGUUUUGAGUUUGAUUUAAUAUAAACUCUGAAUUACUUCUGGAGUUAUCCCCUUUGUAUAACAAAAACAAUAUAAAACACAUUCUGAGAACACAUCUAAUGCCCUAUCCAUUUGCAAAAAAAAGGGGGGCGGGGGACUAAGAGGGUUUAUUUAUAUAUUUAAUUAAAAUGUAUGGAUCCUAGUCUUUAAAUCACAAAAUGCUUAGAUUUCAAAUAAGAAGGGAAGCGUUUUGUGUAUGCUUUGUUAUUCAAGCAAUUAAAAUGUUAAACAUUUUAAUUUCAGUUUUUUUUCUUGUGUAUGAGUUCAGGUAUCUCCACUGCAGGAAUAGUAGUUCAUUUUAUUAAUGACACUUGUGUUAAAGCCA